CAAGCACUAAAAUCGCAUCUGCAAGAACCCGACCUUGCCCCGUCGGAUCCUCUCCAGCCCGUUUCCAUUUGGCCUAUCGCUCCAACAACAAUGAAUCAGGACAAAGACUCUCAAGAUAAUUCCACCGAUACCGGGCAUCAUCAACUACAGCAUCAGAUUCAAUUUAGUCCGCCCCCCUCGCAGCUAGGCGGAGGCGAAUCAAAUGGUGGAGGUGGGGGCUCAGGUAGUGGUUCCAAGAGGAAAAGGGUUUCUUUGGCUUGCAAUGCCUGUAGAACGAGGAAGUCCAAGUGCGAUGGAGUUCGACCAAAAUGUUCAAUGUGUAGAGGCAAGUUGAUCACUUUUAUCUGCCUUUUUAUCGGGGACCUGGAUUUCGAUUGUGUUUAUCAGCAGAGCGCUUCUUCUUCGAAUACAAUCAUCGGAAAAGAUUACAUUGGCCGCCUCGAGACUCGGUUGCUCGCCGUCGAAAACCUCCUAGCAGCGCAAGCCUCCGAGUCUCGACUUCGCAACUCACCUACACUCACGGCCCCGAACCACGACCUUAAUGACGACGCACAGAACCGGCGCAGUGCUAGCGCUGACGGUCCACCUUCAAAGCGCACCCGUAUUGAGGGGUCGAACACACCGAACCUAGACGCAAAUAACGGGGAAACUUUCGUGAACCUUAAACUAGGACAGUUGGAAGAUGAAUCCAGUGCCCAAGAUACGGUUCUUGACGGGAUGGGUGCCCUGAACCUGGGGGAUGAAGAGGAUUAUGGUUAUUUUGGUCCGUCGUCAAAUAUAGCUUUUAUCGGGCAUGUCACCCGCGCCCUAGCAACAUCCGUGAGCGUGACUACAACUUUCACGAAAGAGUUUCGCCGCACAGAUCCUACUCUAGACUCAUCCUCUCGUUUCAUCUCUCCUCGUAACUCGCCGGCCCCAUCGACUGGGGGUGAACUCGAUAUUCGGGCAGGGAAUGUCAAGAUAUAUGUCCUGCCGCCUCAAAAGCGUGUAUUACACUAUGUAACAUUGUAUUUCCAAAACACUAAUAUCCUAUUUCCAUAUUUGCAUCAGCCCAGCUUCCUAGAAACCUACGAGGAGGCUUUAAGGGAUGGAUUUUCGAAGGUUCGGCGAACAUGGCUAGCCUUGUUGAACUUAGUUAUGGCGAUGGGCAGUAGAGCUAGCACAGAGACGGACAUUAGCGCUGAAGAGAAAUAUAAGACUGCCGAGGUGUUUUAUCAAAGAGGGUUCGGUUUAUGUGAUGGUCAUUUUCUUAGACUUGCAAGUUUAGAUUCGGUGCACUUGCUGCUGAUGAUGAGCCAUUAUCUUCAGAGCACACGGAAGCCGAAUCAGUGUUGGACUACACACGGGUUGGCUGUACGAAUAGCAUUACAACUAGGGUUGCAUUCAAAUCAGGCCUUGCAACGGUUCCCGCCCCUGGAGAGGGAGCUGAGAAAAAGAGCCUGGUAUGGUUGUGUUUUGCUAGAUAGAAAGCUAUAUACCCUCCUAGGUAUGAUAAUUGACACGCUAUACGGGGGAAAUCUCGGUGGCGGAGAUCAAGUAGAACCGACGUUUGCCUAUGUAGCUCGUGUUGCAGAGAUAGAAGAAAAGCUCUCUACCUGGCGACAACAACUCCCAGCAGCACUCGGUAUCGUAUCUUCCUCAGAUAUCCCAAGUGGCGGCGGUCCACCGAGCAAGUUUUGGCGACAGAGUAUCAUACUGUCGCUUCGUUACUACAACACCCGAGCGCUGCUCCAUAGGCAAUUUGUUGUCAAAGGACUGAGUGAGAUUUGGGGAGGCGGGCCAAGCACUAACAAGUUCGAGGGUGAUUUCUUUUGGAACUUUGGAUGGGCUAGCAUCAAGGUGUGUGCAGAGAGCGCGAUUGAGACGGUAGAAAUCAUACACAAAGUGAAGUAUCGCAGCGAUCUUCUUGGUUUUUGGUGGUUUACGCUUUACUACACAUUCAAUGCGAGCUUGGUUCUUGUAUCAAAAGUCCUUAUUGUCGGUCAAGUACGCCAAUUAGCGCUCCGACCGGACUUCGUUCCAGAAACCGCCAGUCUGCUCAAGCAUCUAGAGAUGGCCAUGGAAACUAUUGAGGUGCUAGCAGCUGGCAAUAGAAUUGCAAACCGCUGCCGCCUUUUCCUCAAGAACCUCAUGCGCUACGUUGCGCCCCUUGCGACCUCCUCCCCCCGCAUAGUAACAUCAAUACCUCAGCCCGCCCAACUCCCCGAUCGUCCUAGCACUGACACGCCAGAAUCCUCCACCGUGCAGAAUGAGCCACCGCAGGACCCGUACCAGGGUUCGAUUGAGGAUCUGCAGAAAUCGCCAUUUCGCACACAGUUAGGGGAGUUUAUGCUAGAGAGUGAUUUCACAUAUUUGAAUUCCAUCCUGCCGCCGCUGGCCAUGGGCGACAUGAGCGGCAUGGAGAACGGCCAGUCAUCUUCUAGCGGAUACGUUCCUAACGGCAGCGACUACGCGCACAUGAGUUUUGGGGCUUGAACGGGGUUCCUCAAUACCGCUCCUUUCCCUCCCACCUUGUACCUUCUCCACUCUCCUUAUAUUUUCGAGCCUUGCUAGUUUCUGCUGCCGCCGAGUUUAAGGGCGUUCCCAGACAGGAUACCCAUAACGUGUAUUGUAGCUAUCAUGAGGGAAUCAAGAUUGAGCUUUGGAUGCUUUGGCGUGUACAUGUGCCAAAGUUUUCAACGUUAGAGUUGGACAUCAGCGAGCUCUGCUGGUCUAGUUGUAUGAUAUGAUAUGAUAUGAUAUGAUUAUCGCUUAGGGAAAUACCCUGAGUGCCUUAA
Tuber melanosporum (Perigord truffle) is the source of this 2777-nucleotide messenger RNA. RefSeq lists its product as uncharacterized. The record is from RefSeq and is a predicted model, not a curated record. Gene Ontology annotation, cellular component: nucleus. The coding region runs from base 91 to 2475 and encodes 794 amino acids. The transcript is spliced from 9 exons. Gene Ontology annotation, molecular function: zinc ion binding; RNA polymerase II cis-regulatory region sequence-specific DNA binding; DNA-binding transcription factor activity, RNA polymerase II-specific. Lineage: Eukaryota; Fungi; Ascomycota; Pezizomycetes; Pezizales; Tuberaceae. Gene Ontology annotation, biological process: positive regulation of transcription from RNA polymerase II promoter by galactose; DNA-templated transcription.